CUCCCUCGCUCUCCCUGCAGCUCAUGAGCCUCGGGACACACAGGCGAACAAAAGGUAAAGAAAGAGGAAGAUUCUUCGGAAAAAAGGAUCUCCAAACCCUGUUGCGUGCGUGUGUGUGUGAGCGGGGACGUAUCACCCAGGCGGUCUGCACAAAUUUCCCAGGGCUGAAGCGGAGGUGCGGAGAUAGGCCAUGCAGCAUUGUGGAACAGCUCUGAAGCAUUAGCGGGUCCGUUUCCAGCUGAGAGAUUCAGACAGUGACGGAGCGAGCCGAUGGGACGGGCGCCCAGAUGGUGAUAGGACAGGCUGUGGGCGAGCAGACGUGGUAGUGGAAUGAUCAGCUGCGUUGACCUGGUGUGCUGGGCUCUGCUUGGUCUUCUCUCCCUCUCCACCGCACGGCCUGCUCUGACACUUCCAGAGCAAGGUCCUGCAGUGUCGCUGAAGCAGAGGUCGGAGGUGGAGCUGUACUCCACACACCCGGGAGACUCGCUGCAGCUGCGCUGCCGACUGCGUGAGGACAUCCAGAGCAUCGCGUGGACCAAGGACGGGGUGCAGCUGCCCGCCAACAACCGCACCCGCAUCACCGCCGAAUACCUGCAGAUCACCGACUCGGUGCGCCAGGACUCCGGCCGUUACACCUGUGUGGCCAGCGGCCCGUCCGGCAGCGAGACCUCCCACUUUGCCGUCAACGUCUCCGACGCCGUCUACUCCGUGGAAGAGGAUGACGAGGAUGACGAGGAUGAGGAUGAGGAUGAUGACGAGGUGGAAGAGGAUGAUGACGAGGGGAUCAAGUCGGAUGAGAAGAGCAACAAGGAAGCACGACCUCCCUACUGGGCCCAACCGGAGAAGAUGGAGAAGAAACUCCACGCCGUCCCGGCAAUGAAGACGGUGAAAUUCCGGUGCCCGGCGGGUGGCAACCCUCUACCCGAGCUCCGCUGGCUGAAGAAUGGCAAAGACUUCAAGCCGGAUCACCGCAUCGGGGGCUACAAGGUCCGUUGGCAACAUUGGAGUCUCAUCAUGGAGGGAGUGGUACCUUCGGACAAGGCCAACUACACGUGUGUGGUGGUCAACCCGUACGGCAGCAUCAACCACACCUACCAGCUGGACGUUGUCGAGCGAUCCCCUCACCGGCCCAUCCUCCAGGCGGGCCUGCCUGCCAACAAGACGGUGACGGUGGGCAGCGAUGUGGAGUUUGUGUGCAAGGUCUACAGCGACCCCCAGCCCCACAUCCAGUGGCUCAAGCACGUCACAGUCAACGGCAGCAAGAUGGGGCCCGAUGGCUCUCCCUACGUCCAAGUGCUGAAGCAUUCGGGGAUUAAUAGUUCGGAUGCGGAGCUACUGAUUCUGUUCAAUGUGACUGAAGCCGACAUCGGGGAGUAUGUUUGUAAAGUUUCCAAUUAUAUUGGUGAGGCCAAUCAGUCGGCCUGGCUCACUGUCACCAGCUCGCAGUUGGAAGAGCUGGAAGACAAGCCGUCGACCCUGUCGUCGCCCGUCUACCUGGAGAUCAUCAUCUACUGCACGGGGGCAUUCCUCACCUCCUGCAUGGUGGUGAGUGCCAUUGUUAUCCGCAUGAAGAGCACUGCCAAGAAGCCCGACUUCAACAGCCAACUGGCCGUGCACAAACUAGCCAAGAGCAUCCCGCUACGCAGACAGGUAACAGUGUCCAUCGACUCCAGCUCCUCCAUGCACUCGGGGGUGUUGUUGGUACGCACCACCCGCCACUCGUCCAGCGGAACGCCCAUGCUGGCCGGGGUCUCGGAGUUCGAGCUGCCCCAAGACCCCCGCUGGGAAUUCUCCAGAGAAAGACUGACCCUGGGGAAGCCUCUGGGCGAGGGGUGCUUUGGGCAAGUGGUGAUGGGAGAAACCAUCGGCCUGGACAAGGAGAAACCCAGCAGGCCUGUCCCCGUGGCUGUCAAGAUGCUGAAAGCUGACGCCACAGAGAAGGAUCUGUCCGACCUCAUCUCGGAGAUGGAGAUGAUGAAGAUGAUUGGCAAGCACAAGAACAUCAUUAACCUGCUGGGGGCGUGUACUCAAGAUGGUCCUUUGUACGUGAUCGUUGAGUUUGCCUCCAAGGGAAACCUGCGUGAGUACCUCCGUGCUCGCCGCCCGCCUGGCAUGGAAUACUGCUACAACCCGACCCACAUGCCCAACGAACAGCUCUCCUUCAAAGAUCUGGUGUCCUGUGCUUACCAGGUCUCCAGGGGCAUGGAGUACCUGGCCUCAAAGAAGUGCAUACACCGGGACCUGGCAGCACGCAAUGUUCUGGUGACGGAGGAGAACGUGAUGAAGAUCGCUGACUUCGGGCUGGCGCGAGAUAUCCACCACAUCGAUUACUAUAAGAAGACGACAAACGGUCGCCUGCCUGUGAAGUGGAUGGCUCCUGAGGCCUUGUUCGAUCGUAUCUACACCCACCAGAGUGACGUCUGGUCGUUCGGAGUGCUGCUGUGGGAGAUCUUCACCCUGGGAGGGUCCCCCUAUCCCGGCAUCCCGGUGGAAGAACUCUUCAAACUGCUCAAGGAAGGACACCGGAUGGACAAGCCCUCCAACUGUACCCAGGAGCUGUACAUGACGAUGAGAGACUGCUGGCACGUCAUGCCUUCCCAACGCCCCACCUUCAAGCAGCUGGUGGAAGACUUGGAUCGAACCCUGGCCAUUACCUCGAAUCAGGAAUACCUGGACCUGUCGGUGUCUCUGGACCAGUAUUCCCCCAACUUCCCGGACACCCGGAGUUCCACCUGCUCUUCCGGGGAGGAUUCCGUCUUCUCCCACGACCCGCUGCCGGAGGAACCGUGCCUCCCCAAGUGUCCGGGCCGCGCUAACGGUGGGCUGAAGAGGAAGCAUUAAAGAGGCGCGCCAUCUUCGUGCGCUACAGCAGAGCCCACCCACGUCGCCCCCCACCCCACUCCCCUCCCCUUCCCCCGACAACAUUCCAUGAAGCCAGCCCACCUCGAUGGAUGGAUCCGACCACAUCUCCCUGCGGCUCCUCGCCUCCAGCGCCUCCUCUGUUGGGAGGCCACCAUGUUUCUUGCCCGCUCCCCAUCUAUGGCUCAAUCACCUCGUACAACAGACGAGAGAGGGGGAGGGAGAGAGAAUGAGAGAGAAUGAGAGAGAGAGAUGCGUCGAUCAGAAACCUCCUGGCCCCCGACAGCUGGAGAAGCGGCCGGUGGAGAAGGCGGGUGCUUUGCUAGUACACGUGCUCUCGGCCCCCCACCCCCCCCCUUCCUCUCCUCCUCCCCUUCCCCUGCCAUUAACACAGCCUGUCGACCACAGGAGG
This is a messenger RNA of Amblyraja radiata (thorny skate), 3271 nucleotides long. RefSeq names its product fibroblast growth factor receptor 1-like. The coding region runs from base 331 to 2841 and encodes 836 amino acids. The transcript is spliced from 19 exons. Gene Ontology annotation, biological process: positive regulation of cell differentiation; positive regulation of kinase activity; protein phosphorylation. Gene Ontology annotation, cellular component: plasma membrane; signaling receptor complex. The record is from RefSeq and is a predicted model, not a curated record. Gene Ontology annotation, molecular function: ATP binding; fibroblast growth factor binding; fibroblast growth factor receptor activity. NCBI's taxonomy places the organism in Eukaryota, Metazoa, Chordata, Chondrichthyes, Rajiformes, Rajidae.